Molecule: messenger RNA, 3773 nt
Organism: Momordica charantia (bitter melon)
Lineage: Eukaryota; Viridiplantae; Streptophyta; Magnoliopsida; Cucurbitales; Cucurbitaceae
Source: RefSeq, a predicted model, not a curated record
CUCAAUCUUUGAAAAAAAAAGAAGUUAAAUUCAACUACGGAAAUAUAUAAAUUUAAUCAAUCGCAUAGCUUCCUCGGAAUUUGCUUCGCCGGAGAAUUUUCGCACCGGAAAGAGAGGGCUUCGCCGGAGCUGGCUUCUGCAACUCCUCGCACUUCCUCCCAUGUCUCUGCAUUCGUUUUCCCUCUCUCUCUCCUUGUCCUCACUGUCUACAGCUUUCUCAAAGUUGGCGGCAACCUCGCAAGAGGCUUUAUUGGGGAGGAAGCAUUUGGAUCAAUUAUACGUUCAGUUAAUUGUGUCUGGAUUACACAAGUGUCGUUUCUUGGUAAUCAAAUUUGUCAAUGCAUGCUUGCAUCUUGGAGACGUUUACUAUGCGCACAAGGCUUUUCGUGAAGUCUUAGAACCAGAUAUUUUGUUGUGGAAUGCAGUCAUAAAGGGCUAUACUCAGAAUAAUAUUUUUGUCGGUGCUGUCAAAUUGUAUACAGAGAUGCAAGUAUCAGGGGUCCACCCAGAUUGCUUCACAUUUUUGUACGUGCUUAAAGCAUGCGGUGGAAUGUCUAUUGAAGAAAUAGGUAAACAGAUGCAUGGCCAGACAUUUAAAUAUGGCUUUGGAUCAAAUGUUUUUGUGCAGAACAGUCUUGUGUCAAUGUAUGCUAAAUUUGGUCAAACCUCACCUGCGAGGGUCGUGUUUGAUAAGUUGCAAGAUAGAACUGUUGUUUCGUGGACUUCCAUCAUUUCUGGGUAUGUUCAGAAUGGUGAUCCUGCAGAAGCAUUGAGUGUUUUCAAAAAAAUGAGACAAAGUAAUGUGAAACUUGAUUGGAUUGCUCUUGUUAGUGUAAUGACAGCAUAUACAGACAUGGAAGAUUUGGGACAAGGAAAGUCCAUUCAUGGCUUAGUGACUAAAUUGGGUCUAGAAUUUGAACCCGAUAUUGUGGUAUCGCUCACUACCAUGUAUGCAAAACGUGGACAGGUGGAAGUUGCCAGAUUUUUCUUUAAUCAGAUGGAAAAACCAAAUUUAGUUUUGUGGAAUGCUAUGAUUUCUGGUUAUGCAAAAAAUGGGUAUGGUGAAGAAGCAAUAAAGCUAUUUCGUGAGAUGAUUUCAAAAAAUAUCAGGGUAGAUUCUGUUACUGUGAGGUCUGCUAUUCUAGCUGGUGCCCAAGUGGGGUCCCUUGAUCUAGCGAGAUGGUUGGAUGGUUAUAUCUCUAAGAGUGAGUACAGGGACGAUACUUUUGUAAACACGGCCCUUAUAGAUAUGUAUGCAAAAUGUGGAAGCAUAUAUUUUGCUAGUCUUGUUUUUGAUAGGAUGGUUGAUAAAGAUGUUGUUUUAUGGAGUGCAAUGAUUAUGGGGUAUGGAUUACAUGGCCAUGGAAAAGAAGCCAUCAAUCUUUACAAUGCAAUGAAGCAAGUCGGAGUUCGUCCAAACGAUGUUACUUUUGUUGGCCUUCUCACAGCUUGCAAAAAUUCAGGUUUGGUAAAAGAGGGAUGGGAUCUUUUCCAUGAGAUACGGGACCAUGGGAUUGAGCCACAUCACCAGCAUUACUCUUGUGUGGUCGAUCUUCUAGGACGUGCAGGCUACUUGAAUCAAGCUUAUGACUUUAUUAUGAAUAUGCCGAUUAAACCUGGAGUCAGUGUUUGGGGGGCACUUCUGAGUGCGUGCAAGAUCCAUCGCCAAGUGAAGUUGGGAGAAAUUGCUGCAGAACAGCUUUUCUCAUUAGAUCCAUAUAAUACAGGGCAUUAUGUGCAGCUCUCAAACCUAUAUGCUUCUGCUCAUUUAUGGAAUCACGUGGCAAACGUACGAUUAAUGAUGACGCAGAAAGGACUGAACAAGGACCUUGGACAUAGUUCUAUUGAGAUCAAUGGGAAUCUCGAAACAUUCCACGUUGGAGAUAGAUCACAUCCUAGAUCAAAGGAAAUCUUUGAAGAGCUUGAUAGACUGGAAAGGAGACUAAAAGCGGCUGGUUAUAUUCCUCAUAUGGAAUCUGUUCUGCACGACUUGAAUCAUGAGGAGAUUGAGGAAACUCUUUGUAAUCACAGUGAGAGGCUAGCAGUUGCUUAUGGCAUCAUCAGUACUGCUCCUGGAACUCCACUUCGAAUAACGAACAAUCUCCGAGCAUGUGUUAAUUGCCAUUCAGCCAUAAAGCUUAUAUCGAAGCUUGUCGAUAGGGAAAUAAUUAUUCGAGAUGCGAAACGUUUUCAUCGCUUCAAAGAUGGAGCUUGUUCAUGUGGAGAUUUUUGGUGAAGCCUGCUACCAGUUCCCAGCAUGGAUGCCUCGCCACUCUCCCCAAUUUUGCACCAUUCCUCGUCUUCUGGUUCUGGCUGUCUCAAUCUUCGUUGGAGUGUUUCGCCUUCAUUCCUGUACGACUGGGACUGGAAGGUCGAUCGUGGAUCAAAUUUGAAGCCCAAGGAAAAAGCUGCAUCUCCUGAUGCGACUAGAGUUUUGGAGUCAAUUCCUGUGAGUUCAAUUACCAUCCAGCUGAAUGCCCUCUCUCCCCACCUUCCCUCUUCUAGUUGAAGCGACCUUCAUUGUGAUUGAGUUUUUCAUUGUCAGCAAACUUGUUAAGCAUGAGUUUAACGUUGCUUUCAAGGAGUGAAGUUGAUAUUCAGAACAAAAGAGUUAGAGCAGCAGUAAAAAAGAUAUAGCCACAUAUACAGACACAAUAAGCACAAAGCUCGAUGAUGAUAAUCGCAAUGUUGGUGUUAAUAGGAAAGCAGCAUUGAAAGAGAUGACGUAAAGGAACCUUUUACUGAGGUGUUCAUGUUCAAGAAAAAUUUUGACCACCUACCCAAGGAUACACAUAUUUUGGCAUGUACAAAGAAUCAACUCCUGGUAAUCCAAAUUACUUAUUUACUUGUGGAAAUGGGAAAUCAGCUGCUCGAAUUCAAGAUCAUCUUCGACCCAACGGUGCACAUAGAUGGCACAAAUGACAUGAAAACCCCGACUGAGAUCAAACUGGAGGAAGCUGCUGUAGCUACCGCAUAUGCGAAAUUUUCUGACUUGACCUCUAGACGUGAUCGCUGUGGCUGCAAACCUGCCAAAGAUGAUGUUGAAAAGAUGCUUUAUGUUGUCAUUUGAUAGAACUGUGCGUUUAGUGUCUCCUGAUCUUGUUUUUCUUUCAUAAGCAUAUAAGCUGCUGGCCUCUCAAAAAGCUUCUAAGAACAGGUAUCAAGCUUACGAUUUUAUUAUGAAUAUGCCAGUUAAACUUGGAUCUUGAACAUAGUUCUAUUGAGAUCAAUGGGAACCUUGAAACAUUCCACGUCGGAGAUAGAUCACUUCCUAGAUCAAAGGAAAUCUUUGAAGAGUUGAUAAAUUGGGGAGGAGAUUAAAAAGCAGCUGGUUAUGUUCCUCAUAUGGAAUCUGUUCUGCAUGACUUGAAUCAUGAGGAGAUCAAGGAAGCUGUUUGUAACCACAAUGAUAGGCUAGCAGUUGCUUAUCGAAUAACGGAGCAUGUCGAUAGGGAAAUAAUUAUUCGAGACGCGAAACGUUUUCAAGGUUCAUGUGGAGAUUUUUUGUGAAGCCUGGUUGGUAUUCUAACUUUACUUCAACCUUACAACACCUAUUCAAUUUGAUGAAUUCCCAUUGGUCCAUUAUAGCCAUCCUUUGAUGUGAAAUUGAAGAAACAUCCAUUUUUUUCUGUGUAAAAUUGUAUUGAGACAUAUCCAUAAAGCUUGGAAUUUAGAAGUUAAAUAGUUCUUGAUAACAUUUUUAUAGUUGGGUCUUCAUUUUGGGGGAAAAUUAAGGCUCAUUUCUUGUGGUAGAAGAUUGGAUAUACCUAUCU